AUGAAAGAAAACAAGACCUGGUCGUCACACAUUCUCUUAUGUCCGGCUCUUCAAUUCCACUGGCCCAUUAGACAGCUUGACAUCUCUAAUGCCUUUUUACAUGGAGUUCUUGAAGAGGAGGUCUACAUGGCACAACCUCAAGGUUUCAUUAAUUCUCAAUUCCCUCAUCAUGUGUGCAAGCUUAAAAAGGCUUUAUAUGGCCUCAAACAAGCUCCUCGAGCUUGGUAUUCUACUUUCUUCUCUUUUCUUAUUUCUCAGGGCUUCCAUAACAGUCAUUCUAAUUCCUUACUCUUUAUUAAAAAGAGUCAGUCUUGUAUUACUGUUCUCUUGAUUUAUGUUGAUGACAUUCUUCUUACUGGGAGUGAUUCUAGUAUUAUAGCUAAUUUGGUUCAUAAUAUGCAUGAGGUUUUUUCUAUGAAAGAACUUGGUCCUGUUAGCUACUUUCUUGGUGUUUUUGUUCAGCACCAUGCCUCAGGUUUUUUCUUAUCUCAACACAAGUAUGCAAGUGAUUUACUAGUUAAAGCUGGCAUGGUUAACUGCAAACCGUGUGUCACUUAUGUUGCUCUUAAGCCCUCUUUUUCUCCUGGUGAUACUCUUUCCUUUACUCAACUUGAAUUAUAUAGGAGUGUGGUUGGUGCCCUUCUGUAUCUCACAAUUACCCGACCAGAUCUGUCCUUUGCUGUUAACCAAGCUUGUCAACAUAUUCAUUCUCCUACUGUGGCCCAUUUUGCAGUUGUCAAAAAGAUUCUCAAAUAUGUCAAAGGCACUUUAGCUCAUGGUCUCACGUUCAAUCCUGGUCCAUUUACUCUUCAUGCCUAUACAGAUUCGAACUGGUCUGCCAAAAAGCAACCUACAGUUUCUCGUUCAUCUACUGAAGCUGAAUAUAGGUCCAUGGUUAACACUGCUGCAGAACUGUGUUGGCUUCAACAACUCUUGGCUGAUUUGUCUAUUUCUCUUUCCUCUGUUCCUCUUUUAUGGUGUGAUAACAUCUCUACCAUGUCUCUUGCCUCAAACCCAAUUUUUCACUCCAGGUCCAAGCAUAUAGAAAUUGACUGUCACUUUAUUCGAGAAAGGGUUGCUUUCAUGAAAAUUGAUCUUCGUUAUAUUCCUACCACAGAUCAAUUGACAGGUCUCUUCACCAAGGCUUUGACUUCUUCUCGGUUUCAUUAUCUCACAAACAAGCUUUAA
Molecule: messenger RNA, 1188 nt
Organism: Camellia sinensis
Lineage: Eukaryota; Viridiplantae; Streptophyta; Magnoliopsida; Ericales; Theaceae
Source: RefSeq, a predicted model, not a curated record